Molecule: messenger RNA, 3082 nt
Organism: Pristis pectinata (smalltooth sawfish)
Lineage: Eukaryota; Metazoa; Chordata; Chondrichthyes; Rhinopristiformes; Pristidae
Product: ras-related protein Rab-7b-like
Exons: 6
Coding region: 272-880 (202 amino acids)
Biological process (GO): phagosome-lysosome fusion; endosome to lysosome transport
Cellular component (GO): late endosome; phagocytic vesicle; lysosome
Molecular function (GO): GTP binding; GTPase activity
Source: RefSeq, a predicted model, not a curated record
UUGUAGUGAGCCAGCAGCUGUUUCGAGGGAAACACCCCUGUGUGCUCUCUGAGGCAGUGUAAGCCGAAUCUGAACAAACCAGUUUUUGCUGUAAAUUUGACAAGUUCCUUUGUGUGGCAGUUGAACAAUCUCUGGGUCUUCCUCAUCGACCUACAUCGUAAAGCAGGGCUGAAGGAACCAGAUGGUGGGAUACUGCUGAUAUCUACACCUAGUGUAACCUCCUUAUUGCCUCUCAGAAGCUGCAGUAGGAAUGUGCCAAACUAAAGCAUAGAUGAACAGCAACAAAACAGAGAGCUUGAAAAUAGUCAUCAUUGGUUCUAUGGAUGUGGGUAAAACGGCGCUCCUGAACCGAUAUGUCAACAACAGAUUCAGAGACGAGUAUCAGACCACGCUGGGAGUGAAUGUCCUCACGAAACAGAUCACAGUGGAUGACGUGGCAGUAAAACUGCAGAUCUGGGACACGGGGGGUCAGGAGAGAUUCAAAGCCCUGGUGUCGUCCUUCUUCAAAGGAUCGGACGGCUGUGUACUCGUAUUUGAUGUGACCGACCGCGACACCUUCUACGCCAUGGAGGGCUGGAGGAAUGAGGUCUUGGCCAGAGUGCCGACAGCACAAAACGAUUUUCCUUUCAUGGUUCUGGGCAACAAAGUGGACAAAGAACCAGUCAGGGAGGUUACAAGUGAAGAGGCAGAAGUCUGGUGCAAUGCUCGAAAUAUUCCUUACUACGAAGUGAGUGCAAAAGAGGGCAUGAACGUGGACAAAGCCUUUGAGAGCAUGGCUCGAAUCGCUCUGUCACAGAUUGCAGAAGGGAAAGACCUUUACUUAACAAACUCCAUCUCCCUGGAAGACCACAAUGGGACAGAGAGACAGAAGUGUUGCUGAAUCUCGGGACUUUGAAGCCAAGGUUUGGACUCCAUUUUAAUGCUGUGUUGGGAUCCUGAGCUCUCCGAGUGCAAUGAUUUUAUACAAAUAUUUAUUUUUCUAAAGAUCAAUGAAAUCUGCAGUUCAACUUCUGAACUAUUACACUGAGGCAUAUGUUUUUGUUAAUUCCAAAGGUGAUGCAUACAGCACUUUUUUCCAAGUAUCAAAAGGUUUUCAUGAGAGAAACCUCAAAUAGAAAAAAACAUUCAGUGCAGUAAAGCUUGAAGAUUAAAUGACAACAGGACUCAGUUGAUUUGGUGCCUGGACAAAAUGGUUUUUAUACUGAAUUAUGCCAUAACAGGAGCCUACAACUCAACGGGUGCUCUUGUGGAACCUUGGUGAGUGGCCAUGGAGUGAAAUCCCCAGAGGAUUCCUGCCAAUGUAACCUGUGGUACUUUACACUACUUUGCACUGGCUUAUCACCAUUCAACAGAUUAUAUUGAAGAGCAGUCCUAGAAAGCAGAACACGAGACAAGGAGUUGACAUAAUUCAAUGUAAAAUAUAUUAUUCCAACUAAGAUAAGUGCUGUUUUCACUUGGGCUUCCUGCCAUGGUUACAAUGAAAUCCACGUCUCAGAAAAUAAUUCUCUUAAUCUUUGAAAGUGAUCUCACAGCAAAGCCAGAAAGGAUCUGCUCCUUUAUUUCACAAUUGCUGCCAGGUUGCAUGGAUAGAAAUUAAGCUUCUUUUGCAUCAAAUGUGGCACUAACUUUAGGGGGCUUAUGUGGCACAGGUAGGGCAAUGGGAAUAAGCCUGCCAACCUAAUUUACUGCCAGCUGCUAAGGUAAAAUUCCAUUGCAGCCGAUCUCUUUUCCAACGGCUUUGACACAAGAGUUGAAAAUUACUGCACUUGUAUUUUAGGAUUUCCGGAUAAAUAAAACAUUGGGAUUUUCAGAAUGCUUAUUGUCUUGACUUUCUUCUCCUGAACUAAUUUUUAACAUUGUUAAUUUUAAUAAAAAGAACAGAUGUUAAGACCAGAGCCAACGUUCCUUCUGUUGAAGAAAUGUUGCAGAGAAACUGCUAUCAGGUCAACACCACGCCCAAUUGUUCCACAUCGCUGGUUGCUGUUUGUAGUCUGAAUGUUUUUAAGACAGACGUAGACAGAUACUUUUAAGCAACGAGAUGAAAGAGUGCAGUGGGUAGAUAGGACUGUAGAGGAGAGGUUACAAUCAGAUCAGCCUUGAUCUUAUGAAACAGCAGCACGAGUUUGACAGGCUGCGUGGCCUACUCCUGCUCCUACUUCGUAUGUUCGGAUGUAACAGUGAGGCUGAUAGUUAAGGUGAUGCAAUAAUGCACAGGCAGUGAAUGGAAGAUCAUUCUCAAUGAUGGCAACGUCCAACUCGUGAGACAGAAGAGAUGGCAGACGCUGGGAUCUGAAGCAACAAACAAUCUGCUGGAGGAAUUCAGUGGGUCGAGCAGCAUCUGUGGAGAGGGGAUGGGGUGGAUGGAGGGGAUUCUUUGCUAGAUUCAAAGCUGAAGCAUUUGUAACCAUAUUUAGCCAGAAGCGCCAAGUAGCUGAUCACAGAGUCAUGGAGUAAUUCAGCAUCAAAACUUGUCCAUGCCGACUAGGAUGUCCAUCUAAGCUAGUUCCACUUACCUGUCACGGUUCAUCAUGGCUUCCUCUUGGUACCCCUCCGACAUAGAAGCCUAUUUAUUUGUCUCCACCUGGUACCAAGAGAUGGCUGAGAACAUUGAAUACAGUGAAGCCUAAGGCAUCAGACAAGUGUAGUACCGAAGACCUGCACUCCAGAACUAACUGCACCUCGUGCUAAGGUGUUCCAGUAAAGUUACAACACUGGCAUCUACCCAGCAAUGUGGAAAAUUGUCCUGUUCACAAAUAGCUGGACAAAUCUAAUCGACAGCCUACCAAUCUACUCCUAAUCAUCAGCAAGGUAUUGGAAGGUAUCACCUACUGUGCUAUUAAGCUGAAUUCUCUAACCUACCCACCAAUACCCCAUCUGGGUUUCAGCAGACUUGACUCUAGACUUGUCACAGCUUUGGUCAAGACAUAGACCGAAAGAUCUGGAGUCCAGAGGUGAGGAGGGAGUGCCCUUGACAUCAAGGCAGCAUUUGUAUCAGCCAGCUGAACCACUGAGGCAGGGCUUUGACCGGAAACGUCGACAAUUCCUUUCCUCCCAGUUCUGUUCUAGGACUGUCAGAUAAUGA